CAAUGGCGGCUCGCGGCGUGGGGCGUUUGACCUGUUUGCCCCUGUGUUCCCAGAGAAGUAGCCGAGUCCUCCGCUCUAUUUCCAGGCACCUCAGUUGUCCGGGGACUGUAGCCGCGAAAGUCAGGAACGAAGAACAGCCCCCGAGGGGUGCGAAGACAGGCUUUGAAGACAGGACCCUCAAAAAGAGAUUCUCUGAGGUACAGAAAGAGAGAAGAGAACAGGCCCAGAGGACUGUUUUGAUACAUUGUCCAAAUAAUAUCAAUGAGAAAAAGUUUCUCAAGUAUUUAUCCCAGCAUGGACCAAUUAAUAAUCAUUUCUUCUACGAGAGCAUUGGUCUCUAUGCUGUUGUAGAAUUUUGCCAAAAAGACAGUAUAAACUCAUUGCAGAAUGGAACACAUACUCCAAGCCUGAGCACAGAGGCUACAAUUCCAUUUAAGUCACGUUUCUUGAACUUAAAGCUGAAGAAUCCAUCUAACCAGAUAUCUGAACAGUCAUUUGCACACACAAAUAACCAGUUUCCUCCUUCAAGCAAGAAGCUCUUUGAAUUACUGAAUUAUGCAGAAAGUAUAGACGAUCAGCUGAACAUUCUGCUGACCACCUUCCAGCUCACAGAGGAGAAUAUCAGGCUCCGCCAUCUCACCUGCUCUCUCAUUGAGGACAUAGCUGCUGCAUAUUUUCCUGGCUGUGUCAUCUGGCCCUUUGGCUCCUCGGUGAACACGUUUGGAAAAUUAGGAUGUGAUUUGGAUAUGUUUUUAGAUCUAGAUGAAGUUGGAAAACUCAAUGUUCACAAGAAUGCAGGGAAUUUUUUGAUGGAAUUUCAAGUGAAAAAUGUUCCUUCAGAAAGAAUUGCAACCCAGAAGAUCCUAUCUGUAAUAGGAGAGUGCCUUGACAACUUUGGCCCUGGCUGUGUGGGUGUUCAGAAAAUACUGAAUGCUCGAUGUCCACUCGUGAGAUUCUCCCAUCAGGCCUCUGGAUUUCAAUGUGAUUUGACUGCUAACAACAGUAUUGCUUUGAAAAGUUCCGAACUUCUUUAUAUAUAUGGAUCCUUGGAUUCAAGAGUAAGAGCCUUGGUGUUCAGUGUGCGAUGCUGGGCUCGGGCACAUUCGUUAACAAGCAGUAUCCCUGGUGCUUGGAUUACAAACUUCUCCCUAACAGUGAUGGUCAUCUUUUUCCUCCAGAGAAGAUCACCCCCCAUUCUUCCAACUCUGGAUUCCCUAAAAUCCCUAGCAGAUGCUGAAGAUAGAUGUAUAUUGGAAGGGAACAACUGUACAUUUAUUCGGGACUUGAAAAAAAUUAAACCUUCUGGAAACACUGAAACAUUAGAAUUACUGCUGAAGGAAUUUUUUGAAUAUUAUGGCAAUUUCGCUUUCAAUAAAAAUUCCAUAAACAUUCGACAGGGAAAGGAGCAAAACAAGCCCGAUUCUUCACCUCUGUACAUCCAGAAUCCUUUUGAAACGUCUCUCAACAUAAGCAAAAAUGUGAGUCCAAACCAGCUACAAAAAUUUGUGGAAUUGGCCAGAGACAGUGCCUGGAUUUUGGAGCAGGAAGAAAAGAAUCAGCCUUCCCCUUCGAGUAGGCAACCCUGGGGACUGGCUGCCCUCCUGCUGCCACCUGGGCCACACCACACAUCUCUCUCCAGGAAGAAGAGGAAAAAGCCAAUGAGUGAAAAAGUCAAAGGCUUGUUAGCAACCAUAAAAAGUAACAGCGCAGACAGUUUCGCAGCGACGCCUGGAAAGAGAACAGUCAGUACAAAGGCAUGAUGGCAGCCAUUUUGGACUUCUGGGAAAGAACUGCCCUGAAACUCUAACAGGCCUUAACAUUUAUCUGAUGUCAUUUGUCACGAUCUUAACACCCUUUUACUUGAUCUGAAAUUGUGGAUAUUUUCUUCUGAUCAGGUAGAGUUUUAUAAAAAUAUCAGUGGCAAAGAAAAUGCAAAGGACAUAUUUGAACCCUGCAAAGUGAAUAGUAAAAGUCAAUUUUAUCAGCAAACUGGUUGAUAUUUCUGUCAGUCGAACACUUCUAAUAAUCUUCAUGUAUAGGUAAUGAAUGCAAUAAAGCUCCAGAAUUUGGUAAUUAUCUUUAAUAUCUAUUUUCUAUUUUUCAACCAAGUUCUCUAAUUUGGUGUUUUAUUUUCUGAUUCAUAUACAAAGCAUUGCGCUUCCCAUUGGGUUCCUUUUGUAGGCCUUGUCUUUUUUGAUCCUUUCCUGCCCUUCCUAGCACCCCUUCUGAUUCUCUUCCCCCACUAUCGCUCAGUUGCUGGAUUUUGCUUCAAGUAUGAGUGACUUUUCUGCUACUCUGUUGAUUUCCCUCCCGGUAAGGUCUUCUCCCAAAAGUCCCCAAAGUUUCAUGAUCUGUACUCCUAUAUAUGCAUCAGAAUUGAGACCCAGGGUUCACAUAGGAAAGGAAAAUUACAGCUUUGUCUUUCUAGAUCUGGGAUAGUUUAUUAAGCAAAAUUCCCAUUCACAGGUUCACAGGUUGGCUUUGGUUCCCUACCUGUUCCUAAAACAUAAAAACGCAGAGACUGCAGACACUGAAUUUGCUGCUCCAAAUGAGAGAUGCAAAAUUGUGGAUAUAUUGUAUUUUCAAAUCAAAUUUUAUUUUUGUUUUUAAGAAUAAAAUCCUGUUCUACUGAAAUGUGUUAACAGAAUUUCUAAUACUUUUUCACUUCUCUUUUUGAGAUCUCUCCUCGUUAAAAAAAAAAAAAAAAAAGUCACUACAUACCCAGAGAAAUUGUAUUGUGUGCAGCAGCUUUUCUUCUGAGAUAUAAUGGUGGAGUUUAAAAACUGGCCCCAUGACAGGCGGAGUGACAGUGCGCUGUGCUCGUGGGUGGGUGGCAGCUACCUGAGGUAAAGGAAAGCGUGGGUCAAAGCCUGGCUCGUACCAGUGUUACAGGCUGAGUAGCGUUACAUGGCAUCCUGCAUGCCCCAGGCACAGCUUCCUUAGCUUUUUUAUUUGUAUGCCUAAGGACAAGCCUUGGUGGCAAGACCAGGACAAGCAUUGCAUUCACUUUUGUUGGCUAAGAUCUGUGGACAUACCGUCCGCUGCAAUUUGUUAUUAGUAAUUUUAUCCACGAAACCGAUCAUGAUGUGGCAUUUUCCGUUGGUGGAGUUCGUGCAGUCCCUGAGGGUUCAGCAUUUAGAGGCUUCUGUUGUUUGAUGUGCUUAGUGCAGGAUGCUCAGCAAUGCUGCUACUCCUGCUGCUGCUGCCGCUGCUGCUGCUGCUGCUGCGUUGACUCUGGGCACAUUGCAGGACCCUGGGGCAACACUCUGCCAGAAGUCUCACCCCUCACUGCUGCCCUUCAGAGUCCAUCAUACUUUUCCUGCUACUCAGAAUUCGAACUUGGAGCUUGUAAUGGGAAACUUUUUAAAGUUUUAGGACAGAGUUCUAAUGCACUUAGGAUGUUUUGAGAGUCAGCCGCAGUGGGCUUCUGAAGCGAAUCUGCCCAUAGGGAUAUGCUCUUGGCUCUCACACCUGAAGCCAGCCAAGUGGUUCCCAGAAAGACCUGCUUUCCUUUAUUUGUUUUUUUCUGAAGCUCAUUUAGUUGAGAUUGAUGUUGAUUUUAAAGGCAUUGAUGUAAAAGUUUCUAACUGAAAUUAUUUUCUUUCCCUAGUUAAAGAUGUUUGAUCAGAAAUUUUCUUUUGUGUUGAUUUUAAAUUUAGUUAUUUACUUAAGCACUAAGGUGCAUGUGUAUGCUAAUGUUCUUUUUUUUUUUUCUUAUUUUGACUCUUACAGCCUAUUUUCUCUUACUUUAUCACUGAUAGUCUGUCAUUUCAUGUUAAGAUGUAAUUAUGUGAUGAAUUUGAAUGUAUGAAUUCUGUUUGAGACAGGGUCCAUAGAGCUCUGGCUGGCCAUGAACUUACUAUGUAGCAGAAGACUCCUGAUUCCCUACCUGUCUCCCAAGUGCUCAAAUACAUUUUUUAAUAUACAAUUUUACAAUAAAGGUCCAGGAACAUUCCUGUUAUGGCAAA
Psammomys obesus (fat sand rat) is the source of this 3968-nucleotide messenger RNA. It is a transcript of the gene Mtpap, whose product is annotated as mitochondrial poly(A) polymerase. NCBI's taxonomy places the organism in Eukaryota, Metazoa, Chordata, Mammalia, Rodentia, Muridae. Gene Ontology annotation, cellular component: mitochondrion. Gene Ontology annotation, molecular function: poly(A) RNA polymerase activity. The record is from RefSeq and is a predicted model, not a curated record. The transcript has 9 exons. The coding region runs from base 3 to 1760 and encodes 585 amino acids.